Molecule: messenger RNA, 1791 nt
Organism: Hipposideros armiger (great roundleaf bat)
Lineage: Eukaryota; Metazoa; Chordata; Mammalia; Chiroptera; Hipposideridae
Gene: RPF2
Product: ribosome production factor 2 homolog
Exons: 9
Coding region: 77-1033 (318 amino acids)
Biological process (GO): ribosomal large subunit assembly; maturation of LSU-rRNA from tricistronic rRNA transcript (SSU-rRNA, 5.8S rRNA, LSU-rRNA)
Cellular component (GO): nucleolus
Molecular function (GO): rRNA binding
Source: RefSeq, a predicted model, not a curated record
GGCUAGAGGCGAUGUUAAUUAUAGUGUUAAUUUCCAGUACAGAGCUUUGGCAAAAACCCGUAACCAAGGGAACAGAAUGCGAUUCCACCCAAAAUGGCCACUAGCACCUCCAGGCGUCCACAGGGCGGCGGUCCCAGGAAGUGGCGUCACUCGCAAGUUCCGGUUCCUCCUGUUCCAGGGCCAGGGCCGGUCUCGCGGUAACCGCGCGGUGCACGUGUGUUCUUUCGGUUCGGGUGGCGGUAGCGAUGGAUGUCUUGGAUCGGGUUGUUAUGCACUGAAAAAACCGUAUGGUGUUCUGUAUAAAAAAAAAAAUAUUACAAGACCAUUUGAGGAUCAGACAUCAUUGGAAUUCUUUUCAAAGAAGUCAGAUUGUUCUUUAUUCAUGUUUGGCUCCCAUAAUAAGAAGAGGCCAAAUAAUCUGGUAAUAGGUCGUAUGUAUGACUACCAUGUGCUGGAUAUGAUUGAAUUAGGUAUCGAGAAGUUUGUUUCUCUAAAAGAUAUUAAGAAUAGUAAAUGUCCUGAGGGAACAAAACCCAUGUUAAUAUUUGCUGGUGAUGAUUUUGAUGUAACAGAAGACUACAGAAGGCUAAAAAGUCUUCUUAUUGAUUUCUUCAGAGGCCCCACGGUAACAAAUAUUCGCCUGGCUGGUUUAGAGUAUGUUCUGCACUUCACUGCACUGAAUGGGAAGAUUUACUUUCGAAGCUACAAGUUGCUGUUGAAGAAAUCUGGUUGCAGAACCCCACGGAUUGAAUUGGAAGAAAUGGGACCCUCAUUGGAUCUGGUUCUGAGGAGGACGCAUCUGGCCUCAGAUGACCUUUAUAAGUUAUCCAUGAAAAUGCCAAAAGCCCUCAAGCCAAAAAAGAAGAAAAAUAUCUCCCAUGAUACUUUUGGUACAACUUACGGAAGAAUUCAUAUGCAGAAGCAAGACCUAAGCAAACUACAAACCAGGAAAGUGAAGGGGUUGAAGAAACGACCUGCAGAAAGGAUAACAGAAGAUCAGGAAAAGAAAUCAAAGAGAAUUAAAAAAAAUUGAUGGAACUUAGCCAAUAACUACAGUUUUACUGUAGCCUGUUUACUUAAGAGAAUUAUCAAAGCAUCAGUCAUAUCAGAGAUUUUUUUACUAGAUUUUAUUGCAUAUUUUUAUAACAUGAUAAUUUACCUAAACUAUAUGUUAUAUAAUGAACGGUAAUAUACUAUUGUUAGGUUGAAAGUAAGCUUCUUACUUGAGACAUUACACCCUGGUAUGCCAUAUUUUCUCUGUUAUAUUUCCCUCUGUCCAUUGGGUGGGUGGGUGAGUGAGAAGGGAUGUCCAGAACAACCACUGGUAUCUCAGAAUUUCUGGGUUAAACUAGAUAAAGUGAGGACGCCAUGGAAAGUAGAAAUGGCCCAAAGGAACUGUAUGUACAUUCAGUAUGACCUACCUGGAAAGUUAACCCCAUCUCCUAACAUAGACCUAUAAACCUGGAUUUAUUUUUUACUUUUCAGUUAUUUUGCCUGAAAUUCUAUCAGUUGGAGAUUCAUUUGAGAUUUUCAGCGUUGUGUCAUAAAACAUAGGUCUCUAAGAGAGAUGUUCACUACUUGAUCAUUGACAUAUUACCUUACUAUUGAUUAUUUUAAGAGAUUCUGCUAGUAAAUGGAGCCCUACCCCCCUUCUCUGAGAGAAAGGAAAUUUUGAUAGGGGUAGAAGUGAGAAAGGAGAGAAUGGGUAGGUUUUAAGACAGAGCACUUUAGGGUACUAGGUACGGUAAGCACACAUGGAGGCCCUGGGUGUUUGCAUGCAUACCUGGUAGG